This is a messenger RNA of Cyphellophora attinorum, 1044 nucleotides long. RefSeq lists its product as uncharacterized. The record is from RefSeq and is a predicted model, not a curated record. The transcript has 2 exons. The coding region runs from base 1 to 1044 and encodes 347 amino acids. Lineage: Eukaryota; Fungi; Ascomycota; Eurotiomycetes; Chaetothyriales; Cyphellophoraceae.
AUGGAGGUCCUACAAAUUGACACCACUUCCAAGAAGUCGCCGACCCGGAAUGGUAUCCACGAUGGAACCAAAACCCUCCGCCCUGCGUCGGCGUCCAAGCACUCCCCUGCCGCGCAGACUACUGAUACUAAUGCCUCCCUUCUCUUCGUUGGAACGGCAACAACGAUUCUGCAAUGGGCUGGUCUUACUCUGAUGACCGACCCCAACUUCCUCCACGCUGGCGAUCAUGUGCACCUGGGACCAGGCGUGACCGGGACGCGGAAGACAAACCCCUUUGUCGACCUGGAGGAUCUCCCGCCAAUCGAUCUUGUGCUGCUCAGCCACUACCAUGCUGACCACUUCGACGAACACGUUGAGGCCAAUCUGAGACGCGACUUACCAAUCGUCACGACCCCUCACGCAAAGGAUCAUUUGGCUAACAAGCGAGAUGGCGAGUCUUUCACCGCUGUGACUGCCUUGGACGCCUGGGAGACGGCCUUCAUCGACAUCGGCAACGGCAAGGCCGCUGGGAAUGGCGUGAAGCCGCGUGUGAAAGUGGUCGGCAUGCCCGGUAAGCACGUGCCGCCUGGUCCGUUGAACAUAGCGAACGACAUUCUCGGAGCAGUCCCGCCAACAAACGGUUGGCUGCUUGAGCUUGGUCACGGGUCGAGCGCUUCAGCCUCGGACGUUGACUGGAAUUGUGGCUACCGGAUCUACAUCAGUGGCGACACCUUGCUUAUCGACGAUCUGAAGAAGAUUCCAGAGAUGUACACGCAUGCUGGCAAGCCAAUCGACCUCAUGCUGAUCCAUCUGGGCGGCACUACUAUACCUGGGCCCAGUCUGCCUCUGCUCAUGGUUACGAUGGAUGCGAAGCAAGGGAUCCAGCUGGUGAAGUUGAUACAGCCUGAUGUGACGAUACCAAUCCACUAUGAUGACUACGACGUGUUUCUGUCGCCGCUUUCUGAUUUCAAGCAGGAGAUGGAGUCUGCUGGGCUGCAGAGCAAGGCGGUUUAUCUCGAUCGUGGGGAGGAGUACAAAUUCAAGGUCAGACAGGCGGCUCCAUGA